AUGGCGUGCUAUUCUUUAGCAAGGCAAGACAGUGGCGACAAUGAUAUAAACAUAGUGCUGCUGGGAAAAACUGGCAAUGGAAAAAGUUCUACCGGAAAUACUAUUUUGUCUCGUGACGUUUUUCCAACAUCUGACAGAUCAUCGUCUGUGACAAAAUUGGCAUCACUCGAAUGUUCCGAGUCUGAGAUAACAAGUUCAAUCAUAAAUGUAGUAGACACAACUGGACUCAUGGACACUGAUGACGACGAUGCACUGUCAGUUAUUGGUCAAGCAAUGAGCUUGUGUCCAAAUGGCUUUAACGCAGUUAUUGUUGUAGUACGAUAUGGAAACACAUUCAUAGGAGAGGAAGAGGAGUGUAUAAAGAUACUGAAAAAAUAUUUGGGACCCACAAUUUUACAAGAUUUUGGUAUUAUUAUAAUGACACACGGCGACAGUUUUAAAUUAAAAAAUAAAAAUCUAAGUUUCUCAGAUUGGUGCAGAGUAGAAAACUACAAAGAUAAGUUUGGACAACUUCUGGCUGAAUGUAGAGGGCGCUGUGUUCUAUUUUACAACAAAGGAGAAGCGUAUGAAGAAGAAAGGAAAAGUUGUGUGGCUGAACUAAUUGGCAUAAUAAGGACUCAAAUUCUCAGACGUUAUAGAAGUCACAAUUUCGACGUCGCUAUUGAAACAAGGAACAUCAUCAUGGAGAAGAUCAAGAUGCCUGUGUUACAUAAACGUAUUCAAGAAAAAAUCAGUUUGCUGGAAGCCAUGCUUCAGAAAAAUAUUAAAUCAGGUGCAUUCUCCUUUGACGACAUGAAGCAUCGUGUCACACAGCUUCUUAAUGCCAUUAAUGACUUACCGGAUUCCCCUGAGUUGAAUGCGCUGAAAGUCCAGAUAACGUUAAUUACUGAUAAAAUU
Molecule: messenger RNA, 897 nt
Organism: Lymnaea stagnalis (great pond snail)
Lineage: Eukaryota; Metazoa; Mollusca; Gastropoda; Lymnaeidae
Source: the annotation of a GenBank genome assembly